Molecule: messenger RNA, 17926 nt
Organism: Oncorhynchus masou masou (cherry salmon)
Lineage: Eukaryota; Metazoa; Chordata; Actinopteri; Salmoniformes; Salmonidae
Gene: wdfy3
Product: WD repeat and FYVE domain containing 3
Exons: 70
Coding region: 299-11059 (3586 amino acids)
Biological process (GO): aggrephagy
Molecular function (GO): metal ion binding; protein binding
Source: RefSeq, a predicted model, not a curated record
CACUGACUGCCUGCCCGUACGCUGGCACACACAGUUCCAGGCACUGCCAACACGGAGAGAGAGCUGUGCCUCCGGCCUUCCCUCGUCACCAAGUCUACUGAGCCACUCUGGAUACCACUGAUCGUCUUAGUAACCGGAUGGCAAACAACCAAAUGCAGAUAACCAUUAUUCUUCGUCUUCUCUAUCGAACAUGAAGCCCUUUGCUCGGGGCUAAGAGGAGAGGGGAUUUUCCUCGUCUUGGUUUUUGUGGAAUUGGGAGGGUAUUAAUUCUGUGUCUGUCGUGAGGUGACAUCUUGAGAUGCUGACAGGACACCUGGAGAAGAACAGCAGGGCUGGCUUUGGCCGGACGAAGCCGCUCAAGAUGAACAUGGUGAAGAGGAUCAUGGGUAGGCCGCGGCAGGAGGAGUGUAGCCCGCAAGACAAUGCACUUGGCCUCAUGCACCUCAGACGCCUCUUCUCAGAGCUCUGCCACCCUCCACGUCACAUGACCCAGAAGGAGCAGGAGGAGAAACUCUACAUGAUGCUGCCCGUCUUCAACAGGGUGUUUGGUAACGCUCCCCCCAGCACCAUGACAGAGAAGUUCCAGGACCUCCUCCAGUUCACUACCCAGGUGUCCCGGCUCAUGGUCACGGAGAUCAGGCGGAGGGCCUCCAACAAGUCCACAGAGGCAGCCAGUAGAGCCAUCGUCCAGUUCCUGGAGGUGAACCACAGUGAAGAGGCGUCACGUGGCUGGAUGCUACUGACCACCAUCAACCUGCUAGCAUCCUCCGGACAGAAAACAGUGGACUGCAUGACCACCAUGUCGGUGCCCUCCACCCUGGUGAAGUGCCUGUAUCUGUUCUUUGACCUUCCUCACAUGGCCGAGGCUCCUGGGGCCUCACAGACCCAGACCUCAGAGCUGCCCCAGGCUGACCGUCGGGCCCUGCUGCAGAAGGUCUUCGCACAGAUCCUGGUGAAGCUGUGUAGCUUUGUCUCUCCGGCGGAGGAACUGGCCCAGAAAGACGAUCUCCAGCUACUCUUCUCUGCCAUCACGUCCUGGUGCCCCCCCCACAACCUGCCCUGGAGGAAGAGCGCCGGCCAGGUCCUCACCACCAUCUCACGACACGGACUCAGCGUCAACGUCAUCAAGUAUAUCCACGAGAAAGAGUGCCUGGCCACAUGUAUCCAGAACAUGCAGCAGUCAGAUGACCUCUCACCCCUGGAGAUCGUAGAGAUGUUUGCCGGUCUGUCCUGCUUCCUGAAGGACUCCAGCGAUGUCUCCCAGACCCUGCUGGACGACUUCAGGAUGUGUCAGGGAUACACGUUCCUCUGUGACCUCAUGCUCAGAUUGGAGCAGGCCAAAGAGGAGGACAGCAGUGACGCUCUGAAGGAUCUGGUCAACCUAGUGACUCUUCUGACCACCUAUGGCGUGACGGAUCUCAAACCGGCCGGUCUCACCACUGGAGCCCCUUUCCUGCUGCCCGGCUUCGUCCUCCCACAGCCUUCUGGGAAAGGCCACACGGUGAGGAACCUCCAGUCCUUCUCCGUCCUACAGAAUGCCUUCCUGAGGGCAAAGACGUCACGGCUGACCGGCACGCUGCUGGACGCCAUCGGCAACAUCUACGCCGCCGACCACGCCAACUACUUCAUCCUGGAGGCACAACACACACUCUCACAGUUCGCUGACAAGGUGGCCAAGCUGCCAGAUGCCCAGACAAAGUACUUUGACCUGUUGGAGUUUGUAGUGUUCAGUCUGAACUAUGUUCCCUGUAAGGAGCUGUUCAGUGUCAGCGUCCUGCUGAAGGGCUCUACGUCAUACACCUGCAGUAUCACAGCCACCAGGACUCUGUUGAAGUUGAGUCGUCAUGACGCGGUGUUCAGUGAUGUGUUGAGAGAGGUGGGGCUUCUGGAGGUGCUGGUUAACCUCCUGCAUAAAUACGCUGCCUUGCUCAAAGACCCCGCAACGCAACAACAGACUCAGUCACAGAACAACGAACAAGGUGACUGUAAGAACAGCAGUGUAGCGGAGGAACAGAAACAGUUAGCUUGGCUGGUCAUGGAGACGCUGACUGUCCUGCUGCAAGGCUCCAACACUAACGCAGGUCUGUUCAGAGAGUUUGGAGGGGCGCGGUGUGUCCACAACAUAGUGAAGUAUGAUCAGUGCAGGGAACAUGCUCUGAUGAUCAUUCAGCAGCUGGUUCUGUCCUCCAGCGGAGAUGAUGACAUGGGCACGCUACUGGGUCUGAUGCACUCUGCCUCGUCCACCGAGCUACAGCUCAAAACAGACAUACUACAGACUCUCCUGGCUGUGCUGAGAGAAAGCCAUCGCACACGGACAGUCUUCCGGAAGGUCGGGGGCUUUGUGUAUGUGACGUCCCUACUCGUUGCCAUGGAGCGCUCUCUGUGUCAGCCGCCGUGUCACGGGUGGGAACGGGCCAAUCAGAACCAAGUGUUUGAGCUCCUCCACACCGUCUUCUGCACGUUGACCGCUGCCAUGCGCUACGAACCCGCCAACUCACACUUCUUCAGGACGGAGAUCCAGUAUGAAAAACUGGCAGACGCUGUCAGGCUGCUGGGUUGUUUCUCUGAGGCCAAGAAGGUUGGAGUCACGGGAGUGUUCCCUUCCAACGCCCAGCCCUUCCUGAGGCUGCUGGAGGACGACGGGGUUGCAGCCGGAGCAGGGGGCGGGACCGGGGACAACAUCUGCCCCACCCUCAAACACUGCAGCAAGCUCUUCAUCUACCUUCAUAAGAUGGCCACCGACUCCUUCGACAGUCGUGCGGAGCAGGUUCCCCCCUGCCUCACUCACGAGACCUCCCUGCCAUCCCCCUGGGGUACGCCAGCGCUCGCCAGGAAGAGGCACGGCUACCAGGGCACAUCAGGCCCCCCUGCAGGGGUCCGAGCCUUGACGGACCUAAACAUGAAACUACAACUGGCCAACUCUUCCUCCUCGUCGGACUCGGUGGUCAUCCACCCUGGGGCGGGGCUAGCAAUGCUGGACCUGCUGGCCUCCGUCAGCUCCGACAGCCAACCAGAGCAUGCUCUGGACCUUCAGCUAGCAGUAGCUAACAUCCUGCAGCUGCUGGUCCACAGUGAGAGAAACCAGCAGAUCCUGUGUGAAGCAGGUCUCCACAGCAGACUACUGCAGCGCUGCAGCCUGGCCCUGGGAGACGAGGAACACCCCCUACACCCACCACUGCAGAGGAUGUUUGAGAGGCUGGCCUCACAGGCCCUGCAGCCUAUGGCCCUGAGAGAGUUCCUCCGGCUGGGAAACCCUCUCAACUGUGGAGCCUGGGACAAGAAGCUGCUCAAACAGUAUCGCGUCCACAAACCCUCCUCCCUGAGCUACGACGCAGAGAUGAGAAACUCUAUGACUAUAUCGAUGGAAGGCUGUUUUGGUCCCGACACCGUGUUCCCAGCGGCCGGUGAAGACAACAGUCAGUACCGGAUCAGCCGUAGCCUGGUGCGCUCGGCCGAGGGGAGCACCGUGCCGCUCACACGGGUCAAGUGCCUGGUCUCCAUGACAACGCCCCACGACAUCCGCCUUCACGGCUCGGCCGUCACUCCAGCCUUCGUGGAGUUUGACACCUCGCUGGAGGGCUUUGGGUGUCUUUUCCAGCCAAGCCUGGCUCCUCACAACGCUCCCUCUAACAAUGCCAACACAGGAGGAGUCAGCGAUGGAGCCGUGGUCUCUGGGAUUGGAGCAGGAGAGCGCCUGUUCCCCCCUCCGUCUGGUCUAAGCUACUCUACGUGGUUCUGUGUGGAGAGGUUCAGCUCUGCCCCCCACACCCACCCUGUCCGUCUGCUGACGGUGGUCCGACGGGCCACAUCCUCAGAACAACACUAUAUCUGUCUGGCCGUGGUUCUGUCUGCUAAGGACCGGUCCCUGACGGUGUCUACCAAGGAGGAGCUGCUGCAGAGCUAUGUGGAUGAUUUCAGCGAGGAGUCUUCGUUCUUCGAGGUUCUGCCCUGCUGUGCCAGGUUCCGCUGCAGAGAGCUGAUCGUGGAGGGUCAGUGGCACCACCUGCUGUUAGUCAUGAGUAAAGGCAUGUUGAAAAACAGCAUGGCCACGCUGUACAUCGACGGACAACUGUUCCAAACCACCAAGCUCCACUACAUCCACAGUUCUCCUGGUGGUUCCGGGAGCACCAACCCCCCUGUGGUCAGCACCGUGUACAGCUACAUAGGCACGCCCCCUGCCCAGAGACAGCUGUCCAAUCUGGUGUGGCGCCUGGGGCCCACACACUUCCUGGAGGAGGGGCUUCCUGCUGCCAGCGUCGCGGCGGUGUACGAGCUCGGACCCAACUACACAGGCAGCUUUCAGGCCGUCUACCUGCUCUGUAAAGACUCCAAGACUGGAGAGCCUUCAUGUCCAGUCGCCCUGGUCCCAGAGGAGAAGGUAUCCUUCAGCCUGUACGCCCUCUCUGUCUCUGCCCUCACCGUGGCCAAGAUACGCAAGGUCUACAACAAGCUGGACAGCAAAGCCAUCGCUAAACAGUUGGCUGUGUCGUCUCAUGAGAAUGCCACUCCGGUCAAGCUGAUCCACAAUGCGGCUGGUCACCUCAACGGUCCAGCACGCACCAUAGGAGCAGCUGUCAUUGGAUACCUGGGUGUGCGUGCGUUCGUCCCCAAGCCUGUGGCGACUAACCUGCAGUACGUAGGCGGGGCGGCGGCCAUUUUGGGCCUGGUUGCCAUGGCGCAGGACGUUGAGGGUCUCUACGCGGCCGUCAAGGCGAUGGUGUGCGUCGUCAAGAGCAACCCGCUGGCCAGCAAGGAGAUGGAGCGCAUCAAAGGCUACCAGCUGCUGGCCAUGUUGUUGAAGAAGAAGCGUCACCUGCUCAAUAGCCACAUCCUGCACCUGACCUUCUCCCUGGUGGGAACAGUAGACAGCGGCCACGAGACCUCCAUCAUCCCCAACACCACCGCCUUCCAGGACCUGCUCUGUGACUUCGAGGUGUGGCUCCAUGCACCCUACGAACUGCACCUGUCCCUGUUUGAACACUUUAUAGAGCUCCUCACUGAGUCCAGUGAGGCAGCGAAGAACGCUAAGUUGUUACGAGAGCUCCAGCUGAUUCCCAAGCUGCUGUUAACCCUGAGAGACACGUCUCUGUCUCAGCCCACCAUCUCUGCUAUCAGCAACGUUUUGAGUCUGCUACUGCAAGGGUUCCCCAACCCAUACGACCUGCUACGGUUUGGCCAGUUCAUCUCAUCCACCCUGCCAACCUUUGCUGUGUGUGAGAAGUUUGUAGUGAUGGAGGUCAACAACGAGGAGAAGAUAGAUGGAGGUAAUGAUGAAGACCUUGGGGGUCUUCUAUCGGCCAACCUGAUCCUGUUGAGGAACAGACUGCUAGACAUCCUUCUCAAACUGCUCUUCACCACCAAGGAGAAAUGCACCGUCAACGCACAGGCAUGUGAGGAGUUGGUGCGUACCCUGGGCUUCGACUGGUUGUUGAUGUUCACGGAGGAGCACCUCCACUCCAGCAGUGUGACAGCAGCUCUGUGGAUCCUGGUGGUUCUCCUCAGUAACCAGCCCAUACUGACCAGGUUCAAGGAGGGACUGACCGGAGGCGAAUGGCUGGACCACACCGACUCUGUCCUCACCAACAAGAUCGGCACCGUGAUGGGCUUCAACGUGGGCCGCAGCGCCGGCGGUCGCUCCACGCUACGGGAGAUCAACCGAGACGCCUGCCAUUUCCCAGGGUUCCCUGUUCUGCAGACGCUGCUGCCGAAACACACCAACGUCCCCGAGCUCUACUUCCUGCUGAUGGCCCUGUUCCUGCAACAACCCGUCACAGAGCUGCCGGACAGCCUCCAGGUACAUUUUGACCUGGACUCUAUCUGGACCUUUAUCUUUGGGGUCCCUGCUUCCAGCGCCACCAUAGUGGCAUCCAUCCACAGUGUCUGCACCGAGGCUGGCUUCCUGUUACUGGGGAUGCUGAGGAGCAUGCUCAACCUGCCGUGGCAGUCUGAGGAAGAGGGUUCGUGGCUGAGGGAGUACCCGGUGACUCUGAUGCAGUUCUUCAGGUACCUGUAUCACAACGUCCCAGACCUGGCCCCAAUGUGGCACAGCCCAGAGUUCCUGUGUGUGCUGGCUGCCUCAGUCUUCCCCUUCAACAUCAGGCCCUACUCUGAGAUGGUGAGUGACCUGGAUGACGAAGCAGGGUCACCAACGGAAGAAUUCAAGGCCUUCACAGCGGACACGGGCAUGAACCGUAGCCAAUCGGAAUACUGCAACGUGGGUUCGAAGACCUACCUGACCAAUCAUCCGGCCAAGAAGUAUGUGUUUGACUUCAUGAAGGUGCUGAUCAUGGACAACCUGUGUCUGACUCCGGCCAACAAACAGACGUCCACCAUAGACCUACUGUUAGAGGCGUCCCCAGAGCGCUCCACCAGGACUCAGCAGAAAGAGUUCCAGUCCCACAUCCUGGACUCUGUCAUGGAACACCUGCUGGCUGCUGAUGUCCUCCUAGGUGAGGAUGCAUCCUUGCCCAUCACCAUUGGAGGGAGCUACCAGGUGCUGGUGAACAACGUGUUCUACUUCACACAGCGCGUGGUGGACAAGCUGUGGCAGGGCAUGUUCAACAAGGAGUCCAAGAUGGUGGUGGAGUUUAUAGUGCAGCUUAUAGGACAGUCCAAGAGGAGGUCGCAGAGUCUGUCUCUGGACUCUCUCUACCACUGUCUGAACCGUACGGUCCUGUACCAGCUGUCUCGACCUCACAAGACCGUACCUCAGCAGGUAGCUCUGCUGGACUCUCUACGGGUGUUGACCGUCAACCGUAACUUGGUACUGGGACCGGGCAACCACGACCAGGAGUUUGUAGCCUGUCUGGCUCACUGCUUCAUCAACCUGCACGUUGGGAGUAGUGUGGAGGGUUUUGGUUUGGAGGCAGAGGCUCGUAUGACCACCUGGCACGUCAUGAUGCCCGCUGAGAAUGGACCUGAUAACAGACACAGCCAGGAAGUUAGCGAAGGUCGCCAACUGCUGCUGAAGGCAGUAAACCGUGUGUGGACAGAGCUGAUGCACAGCAAAAGACCCAUGUUGGAGGACAUCUUUAAGGUGUCCCUCCCCACCAACGACAGAGGACAUGUAGAUAUCAGCACCGCUCGGCCUGCCCUGGAGGAACCUGCCCUGAAGAGCUGGCAGAACCACCUGGUCCAUGAGAAGAAGUGUAUUAGCAGAGGGGAGUCGGUGGCUCCGGCCAGCCAGUCCAAGCUGUCUCGGGUCAGUAGUGGUUUUGGUCUGUCCAAGUUGACCGGCGCUCGACGCAACAAGAAGGAAAACUCCCUGAACAAGAACAACCUUUCUGCACAGGAGACGUUCCAGUGGAUGUUCACCCACAUAGCGGUGGUCAGGGACCUGGUGGCCAUGCAGUAUAAAGAGUACCAGGAGAGGCAGCAGAAUGUCCUAAAAUACGUGACAGAGGAGUGGUCGUCUAUAGAGUAUGAGCUGCUGAGAGAGCGGGGCCUCUGGGGGCCCCCCAUCGGAUCCCACCUGGACAAGUUCCUACUCGAGAUGACCGAGGGGCCCUGUCGCAUGAGGAAGAAGAUGGUCCGCAACGACAUGUUCUACAUUCAUUAUCCAUAUGUCCCCGAGCCUGAACCCAGCACUAAUGGCCAAGUACAGAAGCCGGUGCGUUACCGCCGAGCGAUAAGCUACGACAGUAAGGAGUACUACAUGAGACUGCUGUCAGGGAACCCUGGGAUGUAUCAGCACUCCGUAGAGCAGGACACUGAGGGAGAGACCACUCAGCAUGAACCUGGAGAGGUGCACGGAGAGGACACCAUCGCCAGAGUCAAAGGUCUGGUGAAGGCCCCUCUGAAGAGGUCACGCUCCACCACGGACAGAGCCGAUGAAGAACAAGACCUGCUCCAGGAACAGAUCUUAGAGUCAGGAGGUCUGGAUGAGGAACAGAGGACAGACAACACGUCACUGCUACGACUACUGGAGGAGGGAGAGAAGAUCCAACACAUGUACCGGUGUGCGCGGGUGCAGGGUCUGGACACUAGCGAGGGGCUGCUCCUGUUUGGGAAGGAGCACUUCUAUGUCAUCGACGGUUUCACCAUGACCGUCAGCAGAGAGAUCAGAGACAUCGAGACGCUGCCCGCCAAUCUUCAUGAGACCAUCAUCCCCAGAGGUGCGAGGCAGGGUCAGAGCCAGCUGAAGAGGACCUGUAGCAUCUUCGCUUACGAGGACAUUAAGGAGGUCCACAAGAGACGAUACCUGCUGCAGCCCAUGGCUGUGGAGGUGUUCUCAGGAGAUGGGAGGAACUAUCUGCUGGCCUUCCAGAAGGGAGUCCGUAACAAGGUGUACCAGAGGUUCCUCGCCGUGGUACCCUCUCUGGCUGACAGCUCAGAGUCCGUCUCGGGACAAAGGCCCAACACCAGCGUAGAGCAGGGGUCUGGGCUACUCAGCACUCUGGUAGGAGAGAAAUCUGUCACCCAAAGAUGGGAGCGUGGAGAGAUCAGUAACUUCCAGUAUCUGAUGCAUCUCAACACCCUGGCUGGUCGCUCCUACAACGACCUGAUGCAGUACCCGGUCUUCCCCUGGAUCCUGGCUGACUACGACUCUGAGGAGUUGGACCUCAACAACCCACGGACGUUCCGUAACCUGGCUAAACCAAUGGGAGCCCAGACAGACGACAGGCUGACCCAGUACAAGAAGAGGUUCAAGGACUGGGAGGACCCUACCAGUGAGACCCCGGCGUAUCACUACGGUACACACUACUCCUCAGCCAUGAUCGUGGCGUCCUACCUGAUCCGCAUGGAACCUUUCACUCAGAUCUUUCUCAGGCUUCAGGGAGGUCACUUUGACCUGGCUGACAGAAUGUUCCACAGCGUGCGUGAGGCCUGGCUCUCUGCCUCCAAACACAACAUGGCUGACGUCAAAGAGCUCAUCCCUGAGUUCUUUUACCUGCCGGAGUUCAUGCUCAACUCUAACAACUUUGACCUAGGUGCCAAACAGAAUGGGAUUCGACUAGGAGACGUCCUUCUGCCUCCAUGGGCCAAGGGAGACCCCCGAGAGUUCAUCAGAGUACAUCGACAGGCUCUGGAGUGUGACUACGUAUCGUCCCACCUCCACGAGUGGAUCGACCUGAUCUUUGGCUUCAAGCAGCAGGGCCCUCCUGCGGUGGAGGCGGUCAAUGUGUUCCACCACCUGUUCUACGAGGGCCAGGUGGACAUCUACAACAUCAAUGACCCCCUCAAGGAGACCGCCACCAUCGGGUUCAUCAACAACUUCGGACAAAUCCCCAAACAGUUGUUUAAGAAGCCCCACCCUCCAAAGCGUGUACGUAGUAAGUCUAACGGGGAGAUGGCGGGGGGCGUGCCCGUCUCUCUCUCCUCAACCACUGACAAGAUCUUCUUCCAUCAUCUGGACAACCUCAGACCCUCGUUAGCCCCCGUCAAAGAGCUGAAGGAGCCAGUGGGCCAGAUCGUGUGUACUGAGAAGGGCAUUCUGGCUGUGGAGCAGAAUAAAGUCGUCCAGCCUCCUGUCUGGAACAAGACCUUUGCCUGGGGUUACGCUGAUCUCUCCUGCAGACUGGCCAACUACGAGUCCGACAAGGCGGUGGUGGUGUAUGAGUGUCUGUCAGAGUGGGGUCAGAUCCUGUGUGCCAUCUGCCCCAACCCCAAGCUGGUCAUCACUGGGGGAACCAGCACUGCCAUCUGUGUCUGGGAGACGGGCACAUCCAAGGAGAGGGCCAAGACCCUCACACUCAAACAGGCGUUGCUGGGCCAUACAGACACAGUAACCUGUCUGACAGCCUCGUCAGCGUAUCACAUCCUGGUGUCUGGUUCUCGAGACAGGACCUGCAUUAUCUGGGACCUCAACAAACUGUCCUUCGUCACACAGCUCAGAGGACACAGGGCCCCAGUCUCCGCCCUUUGCAUCAACGAACUCACGGGAGACAUAGUGUCUUCGGCGGGCACCUACAUCCAUGUGUGGAGCAUCAACGGCAGUCCCAUAGCCAGCGCCAACACCUUCACAGGUCGCUCACAGCAGAUCCUCUGUUGCUGCGUGUCAGAGAUGAACGAAUGGGACACGCAGAACGUCAUCGUCACCGGACACUCCGACGGCGUCGUCAGGUUCUGGAGGAUGGAGUUCCUACAAGUCCCAGAAACCCCUGCUCCAGAGCCCAUCGAGCCCCCUGAUGUAACUGACUGCUGUACAGAGGACAAGCUGGCAGAGGGACCCGAGAGCCAGAACGCUGACGAAGACAGCAGCGAAUCAGACGGAGACGAGCCCUGCCUCAGCACAGAGUCCAAACCCUCCCCUCUGCCCAACGCUGCAGCUGGGGGAGGAGCUGGAUCGGUUGGGGGAGGAUCAGGCAGCCAACCAGGCAGCACCGUCCACAGACCCAAAGUUCCUAGGGGUCCCAGUGUCCCCGGGGGUCGGCCAGGGGCCUCCUGGUCAGUGGACAGCGGGUCAGAUGACUCCCGGCGCUGGUCAGACACCCUCAGCCUGGACGAGAAGGACGGCUUUGUGUUCGUCAACUACUCCGAGGGACAGACGGGACAGACACCCCUCAGACCAGGGGUCCACCCUCACCCCCAGCUUCACCCUCCGCACCCCAUAGCAGGCCAUGGGGGGGUCCCCCAGCCCGUACACCCCACCACCAUGGAGGCACGGCCCUACAACCAGCUCAGAGCAGGCUACAGAUGGGAGCGGCAGCUGGUGUUCCGUAGUAAACUGACCAUGCACACUGCAUUCAACCGGAAGGACAACGCUCACCCAGCCGAGAUCACAUCCCUCGCCAUCUCCAAAGACCACAGUAAGAUCCUGGUGGGUGAUGGUCGUGGCAGAGUGUUCAGCUGGUCGGUGAGUGACCAGCCUGGUCGUUCUGCUGCUGACCACUGGGUGAAGGACGAGGUUGUGGACAGCUGUUCUGGCUGUGCCGUACGUUUCUCCCUCACAGAGAGACGUCACCACUGCAGGAACUGUGGACAGCUCUUCUGUCAGAAGUGUAGUCGUUUCCAGUCUGAGAUCAAGCGUCUGAAGAUCUCAUCCCCGGUGAGGGUCUGUCAGAACUGUUACUAUAACCUGCAGCACGAGCGCAGCGCCGAAGACGGAUGCAGAAACUAACCAGGGUCCUCGGUCCCACACCACUACAGCGGAAAGCCUAUGUUGUGCCCGUUCUCUCUCUCGCACACCCCCCCCCCCACACACACACACCUCCCCCAAAAAUACCCCACCUGUGCACCCCUCUACACACACCUGUCCAGUAACCACAUGUAACGCACUGAAUGACGCAGACUAAAAGGGAUCACCGAUUUGAACUGUGGCGAUUGUUUCCGUAACUGUGGUAGUUAGUUUAGUAUGAAGAAGACUGGGGGGGGGUGGAUGGAUGGAUAGAGAAAAGCCUAUCAAAUAGAGAGAGAAGAGUGUGAGGAGAGUUCGUUAAAACAAUCUCAUUUCUCGCUUUCUUUCACAGUCACAAAAUAAAACGCUGACCCUCGGCUCUAUCCUCCGUGUAUCACCAUUAGAUCUUAGAGACCAACAGGAAACUCCUUCAGUUCAAAACUUGUUUAUAUUGUAAAUACUUAACAUUGACCUUUUUAACGAGCAGGAGGGGGGAGAGAGAAAAAAAAACGGAGAAAAUAAUUAUAUUAAUGGUUGUUGAGGACAAAACAAGUGAUUGUGACUAAUCAUUCCCAGCUUUAAAAACUAAAGGCAUGUGCGUAAUGUUAGUCUACGGAAGCCCAGAAGGAAUGAGAACUGCUACGUUCCAAGUGGCACCCUAUUCCCUACGUAGCGCACUACUUUUGACCAGAGUCCUAUGAGAAUAGGGUGCAAAGAGCAAGUCCACUAUAGAGAAUUAGGGACGCUAAUUUGGGAUGUGGAUGAUGAUAAUGACGGGGGGGGGGACUAUGAAUGUUAUAAUAAUAGUAGUAAGUGUUUGUGGGUUGACAUUACAGUUUCUAGUUAUGCAAUGACUUCUUCAUCUCUUUUUACAUGUUGUUUUAUUACAAUGUGUGAGUUUGAUGUGUGAGUUGCCCACAGUGUCCAGCCACUGCCAUUAAAGUGAGAUCGCGUCAUGUCUUUUCUUUUCUUCUUCGACAAAUUGUUUCGAUAUAUAUAUAUAUCUCACGCUGAGUAGUAUGUAUGAUGAGCUAACCGUGUCUGUCUUUUAUCUACCAUGCAGGCUUCAGUUUGGAACACGUAACCCCCCCCCGCCCCUCCCCCACCAAACAGUUUAGUUCCCAGAUUAUGUUAUUGUUGUUGUUUUUAUCAAGACUGGAGAAAAUAUCAUAUCAAAUCAAAUGUUAUUUAUUUAUUUGUCACAUGCGGCGAAUACAACAGGUGUGGAUCUUACCGUGAAAUGCUCAAUUACAAGCCCCUUAACUAAACAAUACAGUUUUAAGAAAAAAAAUAAGUGUCAAGUAAAAGAAUUGUUAAGUUUUAAAAAUAAUUAAAAGUAACAAAUAAUUAAAGAGCAGCAGUACAAUAACAAUAGCGGGGCUUUAUACAGGAGGUACUGGGUCAAUGUGGAGGCUAUAUACAGGAGGUACUGGGUCAAUGUGGAGGCUAUAUACAGGGGGUACUGGGUCAAUGUGGAGGCUAUAUACAGGAGGUACUGGGUCAAUGUGGAGGCUAUAUACAGGAGGUACUGGGUCAAUGUGGAGGCUAUAUACAGGGGGUACCGGUACAGAGUCAAUGUGGAAGGCUAUAUAUAGGGUGUUACAGUACAGAGUCAAUGUGGAGGCUAUAUACAGGGGGUACCGGUACAGAGUCAAUGUGGAGGCUGUAUACAGGGGGUACCGGUACAGAGUCAAUGUGGAGGCUAUAUACAGGGGGUACCGGUACAGAGUCAAUGUGCGGGGGGCACCGGUUAGUGGAGGUAAUUGAGGUAAUAUGUACAUGUAGGUAGAGUUAUUAAAGUGACUAUGUGUAGAUAAUAAACAGUUCGGUUUCUAGGCUUUCCUUCCCGUUACCAUAGCAAUAUUUAUUUGAUACCUCCGUUGAUCUGUGGUCUCCAUAGGACAUUACUAGUUUUUCACCUAGAGGUAAAUCAUCAUGGGUUCAUCAUCUGAAAUAGAAUAUAGAGAAUAUACACAAUAUAUGUGUGAUAGAUUCAUCUGUUUUGAUCACAUCUCAUUGCUGCAUUGCUCUUGCUAUGCUACUGUAGUUGCUGUAUUGUAGAGAUAGUGUAUAGCAUUAGUGUACGGCGACCUCUGCUCCCCCCGUCUAGGUCAGGACCUCUGCUCCUCCCCGUCUAGGUCAGGACCUCUGCUCCCCCCGUCUAGGUCAGGACCUCUGCUCCUCCCGUCUAGGUCAGGACCUCUGCUCUACCCGUCUAGGUCAGGACCUCUGCUCCUCCCGUCUAGGUCAGGGCCUCUGCUCCUCCCGUCUAGGUCAGGGCCUCUGCUCCUCCCGUCUAGGUCAGGACCUCUGCUCUACCCGUCUAGGUCAGGACCUCUGCUCCUCCCGUCUAGGUCAGGACCUCUGCUCCCCCCGUCUAGGUCAGGACCUCUGCUCCUCCCGUCUAGGUCAGGACCUCUGCUCUCCCCGUCUAGGUCAGGACCUCUGCUCUCCCCGUCUAGGUCAGGACCUCUGCUCCUCCCGUCUAGGUCAGGACCUCUGCUCCUCCCGUCUAGGUCAGGACCUCUGCUCCUCCCGUCUAGGUCAGGACCUCUGCUCCUCCCGUCUAGGUCAGGACCUCUGCUCCUCCCGUCUAGGUCAGGACCUCUGCUCCUCCCGUCUAGGUCAGGACCUCUGCUCCUCCCGUCUAGGUCAGGACCUCUGCUCCUCCCGUCUAGGUCAGGACCUCUGCUCCUCCCGUCUAGGUCAGGACCUCUGCUCCUCCCGUCUAGGUCAGGACCUCUGCUCCUCCCGUCUAGGUCAGGACCUCUGCUCCCCCCGUCUAGGUCAGGACCUCUGCUCUCCCCGUCUAGGUCAGGACCUCUGCUCCUCCCGUCUAGGUCAGGACCUCUGCUCCUCCCGUCUAGGUCAGGACCUCUGCUCCUCCCGUCUAGGUCAGGACCUCUGCUCCUCCCGUCUAGGUCAGGACCUCUGCUCCUCCCGUCUAGGUCAGGACCUCUGCUCCUCCCGUCUAGGUCAGGACCUCUGCUCCUCCCGUCUAGGUCAGGACCUCUGCUCUACCCGUCUAGGUCAGGACCUCUGCUCCUCCCGUCUAGGUCAGGACCUCUGCUCCUCCCGUCUAGGUCAGGACCUCUGCUCUACCCGUCUAGGUCAGGACCUCUGCUCCUCCCGUCUAGGUCAGGACCUCUGCUCUCCCCGUCUAGGUCAGGACCUCUGCUCCUCCCGUCUAGGUCAGGACCUCUGCUCCUCCCGUCUAGGUCAGGACCUCUGCUCCUCCCGUCUAGGUCAGGACCUCUGCUCCUCCCGUCUAGGUCAGGACCUCUGCUCCUCCCGUCUAGGUCAGGACCUCUGCUCUACCCGUCUAGGUCAGGACCUCUGCUCCCCCCGUCUAGGUCAGGACCUCUGCUCCUCCCGUCUAAGUGAAUGAGAAAGAGUAGCAUUACACUAAUUUAUACAUUGAUUCUAAUAUGGAGAGCUAUGGAAUAGCUGCAGUAGAACUAGAGAUGAGACCCAGUUAACCAGAGAGUCCUAUGGAAUAGCUGCAGUAGAACUACAGAUGAGACCCAGUUAACCAGAGAGUCCUAUGGAAUAGCAGUGGUAGAACUAGAGAUGAGACCCAGUUAACCAGAGAGUCCUAUGGAAUAGCUGCAGUAGAACUAGAGAUGAGACCCAGUUAACCAGAGAGUCCUAUGGAAUAGCUGCAGUAGAACUAGAGAUGAGACCCAGUUAACCAGAGAGUCCUAUGGAAUAGCUGCAGUAGAACUACAGAUGACACCCAGUUAACCAGAGAGUCCUAUGGAAUAGCAGCGGUAGAACUAGAGAUGAGACCCAGUUAACCAGAGAGUCCUAUGGAAUAGCUGCAGUAGAACUAGAGAUGAGACCCAGUUAACCAGAGAGUCCUAUGGAAUAGCUGCAGUAGAACUACAGAUGAGACCCAGUUAACCAGAGAGUCCUAUGGAAUAGCUGCAGUAGAACUACAGAUGAGACCCAGUUAACCAGAGAGUCCUAUGGAAUAGCAGCGGUAGAACUAGAGAUGAGACCCAGUUAACCAUAGUCCUAUGGAAUAGCUGCAGUAGAACUACAGAUGAGACCCAGUUAACCAGAGUCCUAUGGAAUAGCUGCAGUAGAACUAGAGAUGAGACCCAGUUAACCAGAGUCCUAUGGAAUAGCUGCAAUAGAACUACAGAUGAGACCCAGUUAACCAGAGUCCUAUGGAAUAGCUGCAGUAGAACUACAGAUGAGACCCAGUUAACCAGAGAGUCCUAUGGAAUAGCUGCAGUAGAACUAGAGAUGAGACCCAGUUAACCAGAGUCCUAUGGAAUAGCUGCAAUAGAACUACAGAUGAGACCCAGAUAACCAGAGUCCUAUGGAAUAGCUGCAGUAGAACUACAGAUGAGACCCAGUUAACCAGAGAGUCCUAUGGAAUACCUGCAGUAGAACUAGAGAUGAGACCCAGUUAACCAGAGAGUCCUAUGGAAUAGCAGCGGUAGAACUAGAGAUGAGACCCAGUUAACCAGAGAGUCCUAUGGAAUAGCUGCGGUAGAACUAGAGAUGAGACCCAGUUAACCAGAGAGUCCUAUGGAAUAGCAGCGGUAGAACUAGAGAUGAGACCCAGUUAACCAGAGAGUCCUAUGGAAUAGCUGCAGUAGAACUACAGAUGAGACCCAGUUAACCAGAGUCCUAUGGAAUAGCUGCAGUAGAACUAGAGAUGAGACCCAGUUAACCAGAGUCCUAUGGAAUAGCAGCGGUAGAACUAGAGAUGAGACCCAGUUAACCAGAGUCCUAUGGAAUAGCUGCAGUAGAACUACAGAUGAGACCCAGUUAACCAGAGAGUCCUAUGGAAUAGCUGCAGUAGAACUAGAGAUGAGACCCAGUUAACCAGAGAGUCCUAUGGAAUAGCUGCAGUAGAACUACAGAUGAGACCCAGUUAACCAGAGAGUCCUAUGGAAUAGCUGCAGUAGAACUACAGAUGAGACCCAGUUAACCAGAGUCCUAUGGAAUAGCUGCAGUAGAACUACAGAUGAGACCCAGUUAACCAGAGUCCUAUGGAAUAGCUGCAGUAGAACUACAGAUGAGACCCAGUUAACCAGAGUCCUAUGGAAUAGCUGCAGUAGAACUACAGAUGAGACCCAGUUAACCAGAGAGUCCUAUGGAAUAGCUGCAGUAGAACUAGAGAUGAGACCCAGUUAACCAGAGUCCUAUGGAAUAGCUGCAGUAGAACUACAGAUGAGACCCAGUUAACCAGAGUCCUAUGGAAUAGCUGCAGUAGAACUACAGAUGAGACCCAGUUAACCAGAGUCCUAUGGAAUAGCUGCAGUAGAACUACAGAUGAGACCCAGUUAACCAGAGAGUCCUAUGGAAUAGCUGCAGUAGAACUAGAGAUGAGACCCAGUUAACCAGAGAGUCCUAUGGAAUAGCUGCAGUAGAACUACAGAUGAGACCCAGUUAACCAGAGUCCUAUGGAAUAGCUGCAGUAGAACUACAGAUGAGACCCAGUAGUGUGUGUUAGUGAGAGAUAAUCUAAAAUGUUCUAGGUGUUUUACAUCUACUAAGAUGAAAGCAAGUUAGGUUGUACAGUUGGGGAUACAAGGACAUAUAUAUUAGUUAUUUGACUGAGGACGAUCUCUGUAGGUCACAAGAAAAGCGAUUUGCUCGUCACAUUUCACUCAGAUGUCGUUAGCUAGCUACGUGGCGUAUGUUAGAGGUAGUUCUCGAUGUAUAUGUGAGGACCGUGAAAUGCGCUCAUAGUUUGUUUGUGGUCAUGAUUCGUCAUCGAUCUGCAUCCCUCCUCGUUCAUUCGUCGUGUUCUGUAUGUUGACGAUGCUGUGGGCAACAGUGCAUUGAAGUGCUGCUUUCUUUACUAGAAAUCACUUUUUAAUUUUUUACACUUUAUUUGAUUUUUUUUUGUAACUUUUUAUUUUUUUUGGAGAGUCUCUUCAGACAGGUAAAACACUUCGAGCUGUUACACAAGUGCAGUCAAUGAGUUGUUAAUGAUCGAUUACAGUGUGACGACCCCCCCCCCCCUCCCUCCGUGUAAUAUGCACUCUUAUUACUAUUGGUAAAUCACUCUAGGUAUGUACUGUAUCAUAACAGCCAGCUGAUAACAUGUCUGUUACUAAGCAACUUCAAAAUAAACCAGAUGUCUUAUUAUUGUUAUUAUUAUUAUUAUUCAUCUGAGCUCAUUAUUUCCACCUUCUCCAUGUACAAAAAUAAUAAAUAAUAACCAAACAAAAAAAGUUUAGAAAGGAAUACGAAUCAUGAUUUUUAUCGAAUGCAAAUUAUAUGUUGUCAGGCUAUCAUUUUUUUUUUUAAGAAAAGGGUGCAUUUCUUCUCCAGAGUGAAAUGAACUGUAUAAAGUAUUUAUGCAAAUAUUAACUGAGUUUCUCAUUAUUAUUUUUUAUGUCAGGAAGCUGUUACGUGUUGUGUGUGGAUUAACACAACUGAUUUUGUGUCCAGUUGCAUUGAACAUGUUUUAUUUGCAUUAUUAUUUUUGUUGUUUAUUUUUUGUUUUUGUGAUUUUUUUUUUUUUUUAACGCAUUGUCAGUCUUCUGAGUUUGUUUUUAAGCCAUUAUUAACCCCCGAAGCGAUAGGUCGGUGUACAGUUACGAUGGGAGUGCUGGAGAUGUACCCCAACUCUGGGUGGCCUUUUUCUAUUCUUUAUGGAAGAAAAAAAAAAUAAGGACUGAUCAAAUUUUAAAUAAUGUAUUAUUUUUUGAUGGUCUUGUAUUAGACUGCAUUACUACAGUAUCUAGUGUGCAAUCUGUGAUGAUAGCUGAAUGUUCAUUGUGUAUAUGUGUUCAGUACAACAAUGAGAAGAACCGUAGAAUAACCCCUACAGAAACUGUAACAAUAAUACAAUAGAUCUGGUACGUAUAAUUUCAUUAAAUACUUGCUGUUUACCACCAAUUA